AUGGUCCUCCUGAGGCCCGACUCAAUAAAGGCACCGAGAUCAGAUAGGCCUGACCUUUGGCUAAUCAUCGCAAGUUUUCCUUUUCGAGCCGGGCAAGCAAUCAAAGCAAACAAUCGCCCUGCGGCCUCCAGCGCCGGGGAUCUGUUUACUGUUGCUUGCUAUCGGUCACCCAGCAGGUACCCCAAGACAACAGGUGGUUUUUAUAUAAAAAGAGACCGAAGAGCAGAUGGGGCGGGGCAAAAAGUGCGAGUGACCGGCGGGAGUAAUGAGGCGGGGUCUAGACUAAACACAUGUCCCGGCUCUAAAUUUAGGAACCACCCCCUGUCUUCUUCAUUAGCCAAGGCUUCUUCUUCGCGGCUCUCUUAA
Messenger RNA from Nezara viridula (southern green stink bug), 366 nucleotides. NCBI's taxonomy places the organism in Eukaryota, Metazoa, Arthropoda, Insecta, Hemiptera, Pentatomidae. The record is from the annotation of a GenBank genome assembly.